Bacillus rossius redtenbacheri is the source of this 7678-nucleotide messenger RNA. It is a transcript of the gene Sf3a1, whose product is annotated as splicing factor 3A subunit 1. The coding region runs from base 134 to 2572 and encodes 812 amino acids. Gene Ontology annotation, molecular function: protein binding; RNA binding. Lineage: Eukaryota; Metazoa; Arthropoda; Insecta; Phasmatodea; Bacillidae. The record is from RefSeq and is a predicted model, not a curated record. Gene Ontology annotation, biological process: mRNA cis splicing, via spliceosome; regulation of alternative mRNA splicing, via spliceosome. Gene Ontology annotation, cellular component: catalytic step 2 spliceosome; U2-type prespliceosome; U2 snRNP. The transcript is spliced from 15 exons.
GAUGUCUCAUGUCAUCUUUGGUGUGCUUGGAAUGGCAACAAAGCUUAAUUUUUUCGUAAAUCUUGUCAAGUAAUAUUUUAUAUUAUUUACUGCGUACUUUGUGAAUAAGUGUUGCAGUGGUAAAUACCACAAUAUGCCGUCUGUAGACGUUCUCCCUCCAGGGGAGACUAAUGAAAAUGAAACCCCAACUACUCAGCCUGUCGUUGGUAUUAUAUAUCCCCCUCCUGAGGUGAGAAACAUUGUCGACAAAACCGCCAGUUUUGUUGCGAGAAAUGGGCCCGAGUUCGAAGCAAGGAUCCGGCAGAAUGAAAUCGGAAACCCUAAGUUCAACUUCUUGAACUUCGGCGACCCUUACCAUGCAUACUACCAGCACAAGGUCAAGGACUUCAGGGAAGGCAGAGGGCAGGAGCCAGUGGCGCCUGGCAUCGCGGUGGCACCGCAGAAGCUGGCACUCACUAGCACCCAGCAGAAACAGCAAGAAAUCCUGAAGCAGGUGGAGCAAGCGUUCGUGCCCAGGGAUCCGCCCCCGGAGUUUGAGUUCGUUGCUGACCCGCCGUCCAUCUCAGCCCUUGACCUGGACAUAGUGAAGCUGACGGCGCAGUUUGUCGCCCGUAACGGGCGCCAGUUCUUGACGAACCUCAUGAAUCGCGAGCAGAGGAACUACCAGUUUGACUUCUUGCGCCCACAGCAUUCUCUCUUCCAAUACUUCACCAAGCUUCUGGAGCAGUACACCAAGGUGCUGAUCCCGCCCAAGGACCUGAUGUUCCGGCUGAAGGACGAGUGUGAGUCGAUGCGGUCGAUCCUCGACCAGGUCAAGUACCGCACCGAGUGGAUCAAGUACCAAGAGGCACAGCGACGCAAGGAGGAAGAAGAGCUGGAGAAAGAGCGAGUGGCCUACGCUCAGAUCGACUGGCAUGACUUCGUCGUGGUGGAGACGGUCGACUACCAGCCCUUCGAGCAGGGGAACUUCCCGCCACCGACCACGCCGGACGAGGUCGGAGCCAGGGUGCUCAUGCAGACCCGCAUCGAGGAUGGAGAGGAGAUAGAGAUGCAGAUAGAGAGCGAGGAGGAAGAGAACGAGGAGGAGGAAGAAGAAGAAGAAGAGGUGGUGGAGGAAGUUACAAAGCAGGAGGAGGAAAAACAGGCAAAGGAAGACAAGCCAGAGUCGGAGGACCGGCUGGACAAAGAGGCCAAGGACAACACACAGGUACAAGACAUGGAGGAGGAGUCGUCAAGCGAGGACGAAGAUGACAAAGCCACACCCUCUGCAGCCAAGAAGCCACUGCCCCCGCUCCCACCCCCGCGCACCAAAGAGAUCCCUCAACCGCCCCCGGUGCCACCGUCCCCCGACAAGGUCAUAGUCAAGAAGGGAUACGACCCUAAACAAGCGGUGAGGUCGAGCAAGCCGCCCGCCUCCGACGAGCUGCUCAUCUCGCCCAUCACCGGGGAGAAGAUCCCAGCCAGCAAGGUGCAGGAGCACAUGCGCAUCGGGCUGCUGGACCCACGCUGGGUGGAGGUGCGUGACCGCCAGAUCCAGGACAAGAUGAACCAGGAGUCCGUCUACGCCCCAGGGUCUGCCAUUGAGAUGAGUUUGAAGCAGUUGGCAGAGCGCCGUACCGACAUCUUCGGUGUGGGCGACGAGGAGACGGCUAUCGGUAAGAAGAUCGGGGAAGAAGACAAGAAGAAAGAUGAGAAGGUGACGUGGGACGGCCACACUUCCAGCGUGGAGGCGGCGACACGUGCGGCCCGCGCCAACAUCACGCUCGAGGAGCAGAUCCACCAGAUACACAAGGUGAAGGGCCUGCUGCCCGACGAGGAGAAGGAGAAGAUCGGGCCGAAGCCCGUCUCAUCGUCCGGUGGGGAGCGGGCCUCCUCCGCUGCCCUCCCGCUGCCACCGGGCACCAAGGCCCCGCCCCCGGCACCCUCCAAGCCCCCUGUGCCCCCGCCGCCCCCGCCCAAGUCCCAGCCUCAGGCUCCGCCCCCGCCUCCACCCGCCCCCAUGCCCAUGGGCAUGCCGCACAUGCCGAGCCUGCCGCCGCACCCGCCCAGCCUCAUGAUGCUGCCACUGAGGCAGCCUCCGAUGAUGGUGUCAGCCAGAAAUCCAUUCCCCGUUGCCCCAGCACCCUCGAUGUCAGGGUUCAUGGGGCCUCCGGGUGGCCAGAUGCAGCAGCCGCAGCCGCCUCCACCGGGCCCCAUGAAGCAUCAUUCUGACAUGUCUGAUGACGAACCGCCCAAUAAAAAACUUCGCACUGAAGAAACUUUGAUUCCUGAGGAACAGUUCCUUGCCAAAUACAAGAUGCCGGUACCACUGAAGGUGGCGAUCCCGAACAUGAGCGAGAAACCUGAGUGGCGGCUGAACGGGCAGCUGCUGGGGCUGACCCUGCCUCUCACCGACACUGUCGCCGUCAUCAAGGCCCGGAUCCACGAGGAGACGGGCAUGCCCCCGGGCAAGCAGAAGCUGCACUGGGAGGGCUUGUUCUUCAAAGACUCAAACUCACUGGCAUACUAUAACAUCAUGCCUGGGACAAUUAUAAACUUGCAACUUAAAGAACGUGGAGGCCGCAAGAAAUGAAUCACCGACCACCGUGUAUGUGUUGUUCAGAUGUACAGUUCAUUUUAUAAUAUGUAUUAAUGUAGGUUUCUUGUCUUACUCUCUUAUGUUGAUCAUGCUGAAGUGGUACGUGAUGUAAUAGUAACAUUUUAAACAUUUUCUAUUGGUGUAGCUGAACAGAAUGUAAAUUUUCUUUCAGGUUGUUUCAUAAAUCAAAUAGAUACAAAAUAUUUUGAAAAAAUAAUGAAUAUCAGAAGCAUAAGUUACUGAGUAUUUCAUAUUGUCUUCAAGGUGUUAACUUGUAAUACAAGUCAUCUCCAUUACUAAAUUAUUGCUUGGCAACCACAAAAUAUCAUCUAAAUAAUAAAAAUAUAACUAAAAAUAUUAUGUUGAUAAGCUAGCCGUUUUACAGAUAUACUUAAUACAUGUUAACUUUAUUUGGUACCUCUUAGGUAAAAACAAUAGCUCAGAUUUUGAAGGUGUCAGGACAUGAAAAGUCCAGAAAAAACACAGCAAAAAUAACUUAAUUUUCAUCAGAUAUUUUGUUUCGAGUUACGUGUGUGUACCCAGGGCCUUCUCCACUCGGACAAUGAGUUUGAAAAUUUGAAUUAUUUUUGCUGUAUUUUGUCAUAUUUUUUGUGUUUUCUUUCAAUCAGGCAUUCCUUUUAUUUUUGCAACAUAUUCUCAAGUAAUUAAUAAAACUUAGCUUUAAGUGCAGCCAUUGAAAUUUUUUACAUUUUUGACUGCCUUCUUUAAAACAGUGAUGUCUUCUAUAGUUUCAGGCAAUAGACUUGCAAGUUCAUUUUUCUCAUUAUUGUAAACACGUUUGUUGUGAUGAUGUAGAUGUAUCCAAAGCCGUGUACACAAAAAGGUACUUGCAGAUGAACCUCUUUAAUACAAAAUUAAUAGAGUGUAUGUAAUUUUGGCACUUAGUAAUAGUCUUUAGUACUAAGCAAACUUUUGAAAAAUUAGUUAAAUUUCAAUUAUGACAUUUCUAAAGAAAGUUGUAAUAAAGUUAAAAACAUUUCUCUUAGUUACUACUAAUUGCGUAACACAACCUAAAAAAUUAUUAUGGGCUCUAAGUAAACUUACACAUUAUGAUUAUAUUAAUAUAGUUCCAAAUGUACUUUAAGGAUUAGAGAUUUGCGAGCCUAAGUAUUUUACUUCGAGCCGAGCUCGAUCGAGCCUACUUGAAAGUUCUCGAGCUUUGAGCGAGCUCGAGCUUUUGUGGUACAGUUGCACUUUUUGGAAAUUAUUUUUACUUUAAACUUAGCAUAAUGUUUGAAUAAAGUGUUAAAAUGAAGUGGGCUUAUUAAUUUUGGUAACUAUUUGCAGAGUGCAUUUACAUUUUGCCCUGCUAGAAAAAUACAUUUUUGUCAUUGAAUCUUACCUGUUUCCAUUGGUUCAUUAGUAACUGAUAUCAUUCAACUACAUAAUCACAGUUUACAAGCAUAUGUUUGUGUAAAUUUAACAUAUCAUUAGAAUAAUUUCAUCCUUGUCAAUUUUUCUGGAGUCCUUACUUAGCUUCAACAAACUUAGCACCAAAAAUCAUGUUGUUUGGAAAGUACAUUCACAUUGUUUCAACAUUUCCACUUUUCAGCACAAAAAUUCUGAGAGAGAUUGUCAUAGAGUAUUAAAUUCUGUUCUUUAAUCUAUCAUGCAGAAAAAUAAUUAUUUUUGCAUUUUCAGGAGUUAAAUCAGAUUACGAUUGGAGAUGGUGUUUCUAGCAGUAGAGAAGAGUCUCUCGCUAGCAACUUGUAUGGCUGGAAUGCUUAAGUAAUGUCUUACCACUGGUGCUAUCAAUUCUAAACGUGACAUGUACUCCUGCCACCAUUUGGAAGGACUGCUGGUUCUUGGAAUAGUAGGUAGGGACAAAAAUUCUUGCAACAAUUUUUGUUUGUCACUUAACCAUGUGGUAUUUCUUUUGUUGUGCCGUAUGCUUUAACGAAUUACUUUGAAAACAUAAUUAACCACGCAACGACAGUCGAACCUCUUAUCUAUUGUUUCUCAGGGGACUAACAAAAAAAUUCAGUAGAUGCGGACAUUCAAUAGAUGUGGACUUCACUCUUAGAUUUUGAAAAAAAUUGCUUAACCUCAAAAUUAGUGUCAGAAAUAUUUCUUACUUGUCAUUAGUUUAAUCAAUUGAAAAUAAUAAAAAUAGAAGCAUUUUACUUUAUUCAAUUUACACUUGCAAAAAAAAACAUAACGCACAAUAGACCUACAAGGAAAUUAAAGUCUUUUUCAAUAUCCUGAAAGCUGAAAUAUGUUUACUCAUGUCAUCAAAUGUAGAGCUGUACCGAUACGAAUCGGCAGAAGCUGAUUUUGCCGUUAUUUGGUUGAAUCAGCAUUUCUGCAGAUUUCCGAUACGCUUGUUAAUUUUCGGCCGAUAUUACUGAAAAACGAAAGUGUCUGCCAUAACCUAAAAAUCCACUAGUACCCUUUUCACUUUUCAUAGUUAUACUGCAUUCUUUCAACUCGCAUUAUUUCUUAGCAACAUGUGCCAACCGUACAUAUCAAAAUUGAACAUCCUUUUUUUUUUCAAUAAUAUUCUUUAAUUUUAAUACAUCAUAAUUCAUAAAUAAAUAAUACAUUACUAUCACGGUAAAUAUACAUUUCGGUUGUUACGGUAACUAUAGUGCAAAUGUGGUAGCUAUCAUGCUUCUGUAGUAAUUAUGGUACCUACAAAGAAUCUUUAGUUCUUUUUAUGGUAAUUAUCUUAAGAUAACUAUUAGGUUUGUACUGUAGUUAUGGUACAUCAUCCAUAUUUCUUUGUAAGUUGUUGUUUAUUUGUCUUUUCUUCACAUUUACUUGCACUUUUACUAUUUGAGACAGGAAUUUUUGGAAAAAUUUCAAACGGGACUUUAUAUCACAUUUAACGGCGUAAAUGACGAGACCCCAGAAAAAUACGGAAAAACCUACAAUGCGGGACCGUCGUAAGCAAGUUUUACUGUAUUUUCUUCCGUAAAUAGUAAUACACCGUCACAAUGCAUUCCGGCCAAAUAACCUGCUGCUGUUGAAAUUCGAAAUUUUUGAGCCUUACAAUUUUUUCGAGCUGAGCUCGAUCUUGAAGUAAGUACUUGGCUUGAGCUUGAUUUUCGAGUACUCGUAGACCUCUAUUAAGGAUAGUAAAAAAUAAUUUAAGGUACAUACAUCUUAGUUCAUUACAUAAUCUUUUUUACUUAUAACAAGCAUUUACCAAAGUAGAAUGUACUAAAGUUUUAGAAAUCACCUACAAGGAAACAUACAAUAAUUUUGGAUGAAUAUGCACUUUCUAAGCUGUUUUUAUAAUUGUACACUGAACCAAAAAGCUAGCCUCAGUAUUAUUUUAGUUGAAUUUUCUAAUUUUUCUUUUCAUCAUCUUGUGAUGUUUGUACUAUUGAUUCUUUAAUAUCGUAGUUACCCGAAAAUAUUGAUGCACUGAAUAUAAUGCAACUCCAAUCAUUUGAUUUUGAGUUUAUGAAAAAUACUUCAGGGGGUAAAAAUCACAUUUAAAACACACAGAUAUUACUAAUUAUUUAAGCUAGUAAAUUAAUACCAUAUACAGAUUUUCUGUUACCACUUUUUUUCAUGGUCUUAUUUGAAACUACCAGAGACAAUUAGAAGAGAGAAAAAAGGCAGCAAUUAUAAAGAAAAGCAUUUUAUGGCUGUAGUUCAUUAGUCAUUCGUCAGAGAGCAAAGAAUUAUGGUCUCCUGGAAACUGGAAGGAAGGAGAGGAGGGGGACAUUCCAAAGUGUUAUCUGGUGUCAUGUGUCACACCUGCUGCACAGUUCCCAGGCAGAUUGUGUAGUUAUAACUAAGCUGAAGUUCAGGAGGCAGUAAUUACCAGUGGUCUAAAGUGGUUUAAUUGACGCAGUUAUGUGGCAGAGCGUGUGGUUUUUUAAUUAAUUUGACGUCUUCCAGCUGCAAGAUACAAGUUUGCGAUCAUAAUACGACUCUUACUUUUAGGUUUAGCAGUUUUGGUAAAUACGGUACUUGUAAUUAUUUCUCCAUGGGACAAAAUCUCAUUUGUUUUUUUUAUGAAAUAUCCAUACAUUUUUUCUAAAAAAAACUGCUUAGCUUUGUAAUUCCUGUGUCAUUUCUAGGAACUGUGAAAGGACUUUUUAUUUAUGAAACUUUAAAAGUUUUUUAAUCGAUGUUUUACUAUUGCUGCAUUUACGAGGGUUGGAACUUUAAUAGUGGCAACUGUUUAUUUACAACUGAUACAAAAGUGAUACAUAUUACAAAGUUUUACUGUCCUUCAGUGUAGUCACUAGCAUUGUGUACAAUCCGGUGCCAGCAAUUUGGAACUUGAAUGAUACCUUUAGCAGCAUCUGUUGUGUUGAUAGUUAAAAUGGAGCGUAUACUGCCUGAAGAGUCUCUAGAAUAUUUUUGAAGUGAAUCCACUAAGUGGUUCCUUCAUCUUAGGAAUCAAAUCAAAGUCGCAAGGUGUAGUAUGGUAGAUGGUAUAUAGCACUUCCAGCUCCAUCGGUCAAAAAAAAAUUGCCACAAUCUGCGCUGCAUGUGGCCGAGCAUUGCAUUGUGCUGCAAAGUGAUGAGUGGGUUCUGCAGAAGUGUCCUCGCAAACCUCUUGAAGACUUUGUUGACAAUGUCAUGCUGUACGACCUCUGGCACAUUCAAUCUUUAUCCAACUCCAUUGCCCUGUUCCAAAAAUUUCACGACGACACUACAUUCGACAGCCAGCUGACAUGUGGCUCUGUUCUUCUCGUCAGUGCGCAUGUGCGUGAUGUGGGAAGGCAGAGGUAAGGUAGGUGUGUAACAAAUGUGUGAUGUAAGCGACAUUAUUUGGUUCUGUUGCAUGGCGUUUCUGCAGCAGUGUUGCCACUAUUAAAAUUCCAUCCCUCGUAACAUUUUGUAACAAUGAUCAAUCCACUCAUUUAUUGUACAAAAAUUGUUUAUAAGAGGCUGUCCUGCUAAACUGCACAAGAUAAAAUACUAUUUUUAAUCUUAUUCUAUCAUCAGUUCUGUUUGCUGAAAUGCAGUGAAAAUGAAUAGGAUUUAUUUUAAGUCUCUUGAACUGUAUUCUAUAGAAAAUAUUUAUAUGGUACAUAUGUUUUUAAAAAAAAUUUCAGUGUACAUCCAGCAUAUAAAAAAUUUGUAAUAGAAGUAAAUAAAUGACUUUAAAACAAA